AUGCCCAGCACCAGGUCGCAGACCCAGGCCGCUAUCGACUUCCCCCGGAGGAAACAGCCCAGGACGCCCAGCGCGCCCACUGCGGGUUGCAAAGAUGCCACAUCGAACCCCACCAGGGUGACCCUCCUGACGCUCUCACCCCGGGAGAAGGUCCUGCCGCUGAGCCCCCGCAAACGCCUAGGUGAUGACAACCUGUGCAACAUCCCCCAGUCACUGCCCUGCUCCCCGACGAAGCAGAGCAAGGGGGAGAAUGAGCUCCCAUCUGCUUCUCACAAGGGGCGACGCUUGUUCUUCAGCGAGCAGCCAACGACUGAGUCUCCUGGCAAGAGGAACAACUUGGUGCCGUCCCCGCUCCACAAGCGGCAGGAGACCCCAAGAAGCUCUGAGCGCUCUUGUCUCAACAAGCAACCUGUGUGCAUCCAGCUGUUCAAGCAGGAAGGCACUUGUUAUCAGCAGGCAAAGAGCGUUCUGCACACAGCUGUCCCUGACCGGCUUCUUGCCAGGGAGAAGGAGACUGAUGCCAUCAGGCAGUUCCUGAAAGAACAUGUCUGUGGGGAGAAACCUGGCAGUCUUUACAUCUCCGGUGCUCCUGGCACUGGAAAAACUGCCUGUCUGAUCAGAAUCCUGCAAGACUUCCAGAAUGAGCUCCCGGGCAGCAAAACCAUUGUCCUGAACUGCAUGUCCCUCAGCAGCUCCCAGGCCGUGUUCCCAGCCAUAGCUGAGCAGAUGGGCCAGCAGGGGGCAUCCAAGGUAGCUGGGAGAGACUUGGUGAGGAAGCUGGAGAAGCAGCUGACAGCAGAGGGGACGCCCAUGAUCGUGCUGGUGCUGGAUGAGAUGGAUCAGCUGGACAGCAAAGGACAGGACGUGCUCUACACAGUGUUCGAGUGGCCCUGGCUCAUUGGCUCCAGGCUUGUCCUCAUCGGAGUGGCCAACGCCCUGGACCUCACGGACCGGAUCCUGGCCAGGCUACAGGCCCGGCCCAAGUGCAAACCCCAGCUGCUAAACUUCCCACCUUACACAAAGGAGCAGAUUGCCUCCAUCCUGCAGGAACGGCUGAGACAGGUGUCUGGCGAUCAGGUCUUGGACAGCACUGCCAUCCAGUUCUGUGCCCGGAAAGUCUCUGCAGUUUCGGGAGAUGCUCGCAAGGCACUGGACGUAUGCAGGCGAGCCAUUGAGAUUGUGGAGUUGGAUGUGAGAAGCCAGACUGUCUUCAAACCACUGCCUGGCUGUAAAUCGCCCGCUACCUCCGCCUCGGUCUCCCCAGUUCCUAGGAGAGUUGGGCUCCCGCACAUAUCCCGGGUGAUCUCGGAUGUGUAUGGUGACAGGAUGGCCCUGGGAAGUGAUGGAGCCAGUGACUCCUUCCCCCUGCAGCAGAAGAUCCUGGUCUGCUCCCUGCUGCUCCUAGCCAGGCAGCUGAAAGCCAAGGAGGUGACGCUGGGGAAGCUACAUGAAGCCUACAGCAGAGUCUGCCGGCGGCAGCAGAUGGCACCCGUAGCCCAGUCUGACUGCCUCUCCCUCGCCACCCUCUUGGAAUCCAGGGGCAUCCUGGCACUGAAGAAAGCCAAGGAAGCCAGGCUCACAAAGGUUUCCCUGAAGAUAGAGGAGAGGGACGUGGAACAUGCCCUCAAGGACGGCGUCUUGGUUGGAAACAUCUUGGCGGGGGGGCAGCUCUAG
Molecule: messenger RNA, 1674 nt
Organism: Emys orbicularis (European pond turtle)
Lineage: Eukaryota; Metazoa; Chordata; Testudines; Emydidae
Gene: CDC6
Product: cell division cycle 6
Exons: 11
Coding region: 1-1674 (557 amino acids)
Biological process (GO): cell division; mitotic DNA replication checkpoint signaling; DNA replication initiation
Cellular component (GO): nucleus
Molecular function (GO): ATP hydrolysis activity; DNA replication origin binding
Source: RefSeq, a predicted model, not a curated record